AUGCUUUGGCGGUUUAAUCUGGCGUCGACAUCGACGCUGGACUCGCUCUUGACGCGGGAGGUCCCUCCGACGCUCGAAGAGCUUAUGGAUGAGCCCGAUGUGUUGACAGAAUGCAAAGGACAAAAUAACAGACUUGUGACUUUUCUGUCCCGCGAAGACUCGGCCAAGUCGCUCCUGCAAUGGGUCGUCGCUGGCCUCGACGAGCUUGACCAAGCAGCCGCCGACGCCGACGAUGAGAUCAUUGCCCAGGCUAUCACCUCUCCCGAUCUGUAUCCUGCUUACAAGGUGCCGACACCGCUCGUGAUCCCCGGCGCAGGACCGGGCAGUCCGCCUUUAGAACGGGCCAAGCUUGGUGAAGUGAAUGGUGAUAAGGGAAGGAAGGAAGGUGAGGUGGAAGAGGAAGAGGACCAUGGGGAGCUCGACGUACCUGGGCUUGGACAGGGGCUGCGGCGGAAAAGCGAGGCGGACGACGAUAUAUCUCGGUCAAAAUACCCUACGACAGCUACAGAGAUUUUGACUUGUCAGGAAAUAUGGUCCAUCGCCGACACUAUCAUUCGCAACGCCGAUGCCCUCCUGACCCCGUUUUGGGAUGCCGUCGUGCCGCCUAUAGAUUCUUCCACGCCCACUACCAAUGAAGAUGGCUUUGCAUCCAUGAGUAGCUCUGCAAUCUUUGCUCGACAAGAAGCGGGCGAACGAGAUAGAGCGAGGAAUGAAUUUUGGUCAGAGAAGGAUGAAGAGAGGGACCGACGGAGAGAGAUCAUCAGAGGGUUGUGGAUGCGCGUCAAUGCUGCUCUAUUGGUCAAAAGAGGGCCCGAGAUGGUCCGUUUCAUCCAAACCCUUCCCAACAUUGUUGAACGUCUACUUGCUCGCAUCUCCUCGCCCGCCGUCCAAUCACUCCUCAUCACUCUGAUAUCUCGUGAAGAAGGCAACAGUGCGGUCACCAUCGACUGGUUAGCAGAUGAAAAACUCGUACCUCGUCUUCUCAACAUCCUCUCCCCCGAAUACCCCUCUUCCCAACACACCAUCGUAUCCGAUCUGAUCAAACAGAUCAUCACCCUCUGUGCCCCUUCGCCAUUCAACCCGCUCGGCGGAAACGCAGAGUUACAAGCUGGUCAGGGACAAGCUGGUGGAAGAGAUAAUCGGCUCAUAAGGGAGCUUGUCAGUGAGGAGAGUGUGGACAAGAUGAUUGGAUACGUGUUGGACGACAUUGAACUGUCAGAUGCUCAAUGGAAAGGCAAGAACGGCGAGGACACAGAAGCUGCAGCUUGUGACCCCUUUAUCGUCCACCCAUUACCCUCGAUUGCAUCAGCCACAUCGUCCCUUGUCGAAAUAUCGUCCAUCCUCAUCGAAAUCAUUCGCCGCAACAACUCGGACUUUUCUGAACCUCAUCUGUUCCACACGCUCAGAAACAGGUUGAUCUCUGUGCGUAUGCAGGAAGUUUCAGAGGAGCGGGAAAGCGAAGUGGUGGGUGAGGGAGAGAAGCCUGAAGCCACGGAGGAUGAGCAGGAGGAAAAGGAGAGGAAGCAUAUGGAAGAUGCCAUGGUGGAUAUGAGCUCAAAGAUGGGUAUCGUUCAUCUGGGACAUCUGUUAGAUGUCAUCAGUGAGAGGUUUGCGAAGCUGCAGGCGCUUGUUCUGCAACCGAGGUCGCAAGAACGCACAGCGUCUGUGUCAAAUCCCAAGCCCUUCACAUUGGAACGUUUCCGGAUAAUAGAGCUCUACGCCGAACUCCUUCACUCCUCCAACAUGUCCAUCCUGAACCGUCUUCCCGGUACCGGCCCCAUAUACAAUGGCGAAGGCAUCCUCUCAGGCGGUCUUGAAGGUCUCGAAGCGCUCGGGGAGGCAAUCGUAGAGAAUGACAAUGACGGUGCUGCCGACAUCUCUAGAGCAGAAGACGAUCUGGUCACCCAAGCGAGGGAGCUGCCCGUCAGUGACUCGACUGGAGGAAGCUUGACGGGAAGCGAGGAUGAGGAUGUCUUGGAGGCGGUCAAUGAUGGCACAACGCCUUCGCCUUCGCCUAGGUCCUCAAGUUUAUCCGAAACACCUUUGACGUUUGACUCUCAGCCGCCGCCCCCAACAGUCCAGGUGUCAGAAAGGCUGAGGGAUAUGAUGGAGAAGGAAUCGCAGAGACCGUCGUCAUCGGCAGCGUCAGAAGUCGCUUCAGCAACUUCACGUAUGGCAGAGGCCAACUCUACGGUCGCCCCCUCAAUCGCCUCCGACCCCUCUGAACCGCGCGACGAGACACCUCACGUUUCCACCAAACCCCUUCCCUCCAACACUCCUCUCGCCCCAGGCGACAAGCUCAAAGAGCAGUACCUCAUCAACCGUGUCAUGCCUUCCAUUGUCGACUUGUUCUUCGACUAUCCAGAGAACGACUUUAUGCACCAUGUGGUGUAUGACAUCUUCCAGCAGGUGCUCAACGGAAAGCUCGGCCAGGGGCUGAAUCGGGAUUUGAUUGUGCAGUUGAUGGGCGAAGGGAGGCUGGUGGAGAGGGUGUUGGAUGCACAAAGGGUCAACGAUGAGCUGGUGAAGAGACCGAGGGGAGCGCGGUUGCCCUAUAUGGGACACUUGAUGUUGAUCGCGGAGGAGAUCGUCAAGUUCUUCGCCCGCUGCCCGUCGGAUCUCUUCGCGCUCAUCGAAGAUACCUUUGUCCACACCGAAUGGGAAGCGUUUGUCAAUACAUCUCUUCGCGAAGCCAAGGCAAAAGACGAAAGACCUUUGGCUGGUGGUAAACCGGAGCCUCCUCCCGGUCAGAACAAGGAUGACUCGGCGAGCGAGGAGGAUGACGAUGAUGAGCCGGAAGAGCGCUCCGGGGGCAUGAGGUUUGGCGAGCCGUUAACGCGGACGCAGGCAAAAGACAACUUUACGCCAAGGGGCGAAUUUGAUGCCUACGCGGAUCACGAUGAGAACGGAGAUGGAGAAGAUGACGAGGAGACGAUGGAUCGGUAUUGGAAGAACUCUGGUUUGGGUUUGGCGAGGAGAGGUGUGGCCGACUCUUCGGACGAGGAUGAUGACGAUGAUGCGGAUUGGCUUCAACCUCCUGCGGGCAAUUCAUGGAGUGCUUCUGGUGACGACGACGAUUUCGGUGCUUGGGAAACGGGAGAAGUUGCCCACCCUGGUACCGGAGACGACUUUGAUAAUGACGCGUGGGGCAACUUUGCUUCAGGUCCGGCAGGUGACAGCGCCGAGAAUCCCUUCGGUGACGACUUUGGCGACGACAACUUUGCCCCAUCGGUCGUUCGCGCCGAGCCUCAACGGCAUCAAGACGGGGACCGAGGCGAGCCCCUCACGCCUCUGGACUGGGCCGAGCAGUUCGACCGAGCGUUCAGAGAAGGUGGCGGAGACGAUACCCCUCCAGGAUCGUCGCCGAAGCAGACUGCCCAGGACCAGGGGGAAUCCCCCGAGAAAGAUGUGGCCCAGGAGGUUGUGCCAAUCGUCAUGCCGAGUCUGGAUGACGAUGAAGGUGACGACGAUGUGUCCCUCGCGAUGAGCAAGAGCAUGGAAAUGUCGGUCUCGGCCGGCACCAAUUCGUGGACGUUUGCGGGUGAUGACGCUGGUGUCGACUUGCCUCCUACGGAUUCACCGAUCAUCCCCGAUAUUCCCAAGAGUCCCGUCUCUCCCGCUCGGCGACGGUCUAGUUCCUUAGCAUCAUCCUCCUCAGAUUCGAGUACCGCCAGUACAGCCGCUACUGCCACACCUGGUGGUGGCCCAGCCCCCAUCCCCAUCCCGAAAAGGCGGGGUUCCAAAUCCCAUUCCCGCACCGCUUCUCUGUCCCGCUCGUUCGGCCAUCGUCCCCACCCUGGACAUCCCGUCACGUCUCCAUCAUCUAGCCCAUCAUCAUCCCAAUCCUCUCUAUCAUCACCCACAUCCCCCAGUCGUGUGCAACGAUGGGGCGAGGCUUUCUCGCCUCCUGAUCCUGCUCUCAUAGCGGCUGCCACGCAGGAUAGCCCGCUUGGUCCCGGUGUCAGCCCGGACACGAAGAUUAGGGAGGAUAGAUUAUUAGAGAGAGAAGUGGAUGGGAAACAGGUGAGGGUUCCGCAGGAUGAGAUUGUGGAGGCUAUCGAGAGAAAUGCGGAUGAGCAAGAGACAGAGUCGUUGUAG
Messenger RNA from Cryptococcus wingfieldii CBS 7118, 4098 nucleotides. Its product is annotated as SIT4-associating protein/190. The record is from RefSeq and is a predicted model, not a curated record. Gene Ontology annotation, cellular component: cytosol; nucleus. Lineage: Eukaryota; Fungi; Basidiomycota; Tremellomycetes; Tremellales; Cryptococcaceae. Gene Ontology annotation, molecular function: protein phosphatase regulator activity; protein phosphatase binding. The transcript has 7 exons. The coding region runs from base 1 to 4098 and encodes 1365 amino acids.